CACCUGUAACAGUUGUUUUAUGGAGCAUUAUACCUUACCAAUAAAUGGAGAUUUACAUUUAAAUAUCAAAUGAACUGGAUUAUGUCUUGAUAAUAUAUCCAAAUGAUUAUUUUAAAUAAUAAUAUAAUACAUUUUAAUUGUAUAUAUCCUCUAUUCACAUAACUUCGUGCAGCCCUAUAAGAUCGUGCACUUUUUUAUGACGUAAACCUCUAAGCAACAUUCGAACGCACGUGCCCGAAAACGGUUCACAUUUGUAGCUUGAGAAUUUCCACAGCCGGGCCUCGCUGUGACGUCAACAAAAUCGGUGCACGAUCUUAUAGGGUAAUUUUGUGUGACGCAGACUAGGAUGUACAUGAAUGUUUAAAGCCCAGGCUUUCCGACUACUGAAGACACUGGUGAUGAAGCUCGCUUGUGUGUACCAGGGUUUAGGUGCCCUGGAGGAGUACUCUGCUUUGCUGCUGAGGACUCUGACUGAAUGUCUUGAUCCGACAGGCUAUACCUUGCAGUACAUUACACCUGAGUCAAUAAUAAAAGGCGACUUAUCAAAGAGAGUACAUCUGCUAGCAAUAGGUGGUGGGUAUGACCUGGGACUGAUUGAAGCCUUGGGUAGCAGAGGAAUGGCUAACAUCAGAGACUUUGUCCACUCUGGGGGGGCCUAUCUGGGCAUUUGCUCUGGAGCAUACUUCGCCUGUGACAGAAUUGAGUUUGAUAAAGACGGCCCACUUCAAGUGGUCGGGGACAGAGAGCUCAAGUUUUUUCCAGGUGUAUGUAUCGGCCCCCUGUACAACCCGUACGAUUACAACAGCCGCAAAGGAUCAGUGGUGGCACACAUAGGGUUCAAAACCCCAAUGUAUGGGCACAUUUUAAAUCUGGCACAAUCAAGCACUGGGACACAUACAGACACUCUAAUUUCUUCACUAAAUGGAAUCUCACAUUCAAGCGAAUUUCUGACAAAAAAGAGAGACAGUGCACUGUCUCAGAUCAAUGGUAUUCAAAAUUCUGAACAGAGCUGUAACAAUCACAUGCUUAACUCAGGCUAUGAUGUGGAGUCAAGAGCAUACUUCCAUGGUGGUGGGCAGUUUGUUCUGGACAAUACUGAACUUAAUGGACAUGUGCAAGUGUUGUCAAGGUACCUAGAUCUGGAAGGGACACCUAUUGCCAUGGUUUCCUGUAAUGUUGGUCAAGGUAGAGCCACACUGUCUGGGGUGCAUAUUGAGGUGACAGGGGAAGAUAUUGACGAUGGGGACACACUUGUGGAGCAUUUAGUCCCUGUUCUCAAGCAACAUCAGGCAGAGAAUAAUCUCAUUUUUAAAUGUCUUUUACAGAAACUGAAUCUCCAAGUAAAAUUGUAAUGAACUACAUGUUUAUUUUUUUCCAUUUUGAUAUUGAUUGUUAAUGUAUAUGUUGUCAUUCAAAUAUUUGUUUUAAUUAUGCCAGGCAUGGAGGUGGUAUAUUGGAGUCAUUUUGUGGGUUUGCUUUUUUUAUAUAUGAUGUUGUAGUUAUUUUGAGCAAACUUCUUCCUUAUUUCUCGAAAAAAAAAUGAAUCAGCACCUUUAUUCAUGCCCAGUGAUCGGCACAUUCUGAAGUUAUUUGCCCGUUCAAGAUAGGUGACAAAGUAAUGUGGGUGUAUUAGUCAUGUUUGUGAGGAAACUCUUGUUUAUGUUCUUAAACAAAUGGCAACUACUAGUGUUGUAUCAAAAACAACUAAUAUGAUUUAUCACAAUAUUCUUUAUGUUGUAAAACAGAUAUAAAUAUUUAAAUACUACAAAAGACUUAGUGUUAUUGGUUUUAUCCACAAUGUCUACAAUAUUUAUUAAAGCGUUUAAAGUUAACAUUAGCAUGAUCUUAACAAAAAAUGAAUUCUCUAUAUGAUGAGCAGAAAUCAAUUUCAUAAUUUUGACUUGUUAACUUUUAUCAUAAUAGGUGUGUCUCGUUCUUUAUCAUAAUAGGUGUGUCUCGUUCUUUAUCAUAAUAGGUGUGUCUCGUUCUUUAUCAUAAUAGGUGCAGGGCCGUACCCAGAAUUUUUUUACUGGGGGGCCCAACCGGGGAGGGUUUGGGAGGGGUCCCCCCUCCAUAUAUAUAUAUACUUUUUUUAAUUUGGCACUUUGCAAGGUGAAUUUUAAUGCUUAUAAAAAACGUAUUUUGUGAUAUGAAUUAAUGGAAUAUAACAAGUAAAUCAGCACAUUUCGGAAGUCUUAAGCUUUAAACAUUGGUGUGAAUUCACAACAAUAUUAAAAGCUUUAGAUUUCCGAAACUUACAGGUUUAAACUGACGAUUAUCCACAUCAACUCUUGUAUUGCUUCCACCAGUUUUUUUCACAAAUCAAUAACGUCACAGGUUUUUUUAAUUUGAUUUUUUGGGAAAGACCUUGCCAUUUUUGAGGAAAAAAAUUCGCGAAAUGCCUAAUUUUUGGGGGAAAUAAUAAAAGUCUUAAAUAAUCAAUUUAACAUAUUUUACUGUUUUCAAACAAAUUCAAGGAAAGAGAUAAUUUUAUUAUACAAUAUUUUUCUACACUGGAUCAGGUUAACUUAUAUAAUGAAAUCGAUUUGUUGUUUCAAUUUUCAUUUUUUUACCAAUGAGCCAUUAAUAGGUUGAUAUUACUCAAUUCUCGGUACUCAAUUAUUUUAAAUACUGAAUUCUGCCUAAUUCUUAUCUGUUGCUCGGCAAAUUUAUGUAUCUGUUUUUCUUUUAAACAAACAUGUUAACUAUCUCAUCGUAGUCCUUUUCAGUGAUAUCCUUUCAAAAAUGAUAAAUACUCAGUUUUAA
Molecule: messenger RNA, 2766 nt
Organism: Dreissena polymorpha
Lineage: Eukaryota; Metazoa; Mollusca; Bivalvia; Myida; Dreissenidae
Exons: 5
Coding region: 357-1352 (331 amino acids)
Source: RefSeq, a predicted model, not a curated record